AUGCAGCCGGACUUAGAGCUCCUCAUACGGGUGAAUGUUGUGUGUCCAGGUCUGGGCCACGAGGGGAUCUACAGGAAGAACGGGUCCAGAUCCCGGAUCAAGCUGCUGAUGGACGAGUUCCGCAGCGACGCGCGGAACGUGAAGCUGCGGAUCGGAGACCACUUCAUCGAGGACGUGACGGACGUCCUGAAGCGGUUCUUCAGGGAGGUGGAGGACCCCGUCGUCAUGGGCGACCUGCACCCCCUCUGGCAGAGCGCCGCCAAAAUCCCCCAGAAGAGUCAGAGGCUCGACUGCUACAAAGAAAUCAUCCGGAGUCUUCCUCGGGUCAACCGCACGACGCUCGCCGCUCUCAUCAGCCACCUGUACAGGUAAACUCAGCCACCUGUACAGGUAAACUCAGCCACCUGUACAGGUAAA
Messenger RNA from Etheostoma cragini (Arkansas darter), 417 nucleotides. RefSeq names its product arf-GAP with Rho-GAP domain, ANK repeat and PH domain-containing protein 3-like. The coding region runs from base 1 to 372 and encodes 123 amino acids. Gene Ontology annotation, biological process: signal transduction. The transcript has 2 exons. The record is from RefSeq and is a predicted model, not a curated record. Lineage: Eukaryota; Metazoa; Chordata; Actinopteri; Perciformes; Percidae.